CCUCUUGGAUCGUUCUCUGCGCAUGCCCGACAAAUGUUGCUGCCGUAGCCAGACAGCAGCAGCACGGAGAUCCAACACCGGGGAUGGUCUCUUCAUUUUUUUGAAAAAACGAUAUCAACGUUGUAUCUCCACACAAUGAAGUUUCCUUAUUCAUAGAUGCACGAGGAUAUGGUGAGGAGAAGGUGUCCCAUGCUGCAUUAGUGGAAGAGUGACAUGCUGGCCUGUCUGCCAGCAUCAGGUGACCCUACCAUCAGAUCUUUCUCUUGCACGCAGAUGAACACUGGACUUCAGAAAUGGGAAACUACACAGAAGAUGAGAUCUGCCAGCUAUCCAACCCCAGCAGAGUUGGAUGCGUAUGCUAAGAAAGUUGCCAACAACCCUCUGACGAUUCAGAUCUUCCCCAACAGUGUCAAAGUACCUCAAAGGAAGCACAUUCGCCGCACAGUCAACGGGCUUGACACAUCCUCGUCCAGCCAGCGCCACAGUCCCUACCCCUCUCAGGUCAGCUCCAGUAGGGGUCUGCUGGCUGUCCUCCGUGCGCCUGCCAAAGGCGUCAUCAAAGAGUCAGACAGUAGCCGCGCCCGACAGCUUCAGAAGGUCGUCAUGAACCCUCAAAGUGGGCCGUACGCUGCUCAAAGCACUUUAAAUCUUCCUCAACCUGCUCCUCACCUACAGGGUCCGUCUCAACCUGCGGCCCAGAAGCAGGGUAUGGUUCACCCACAGGCGCUACAGCAAAGCAUGAAUCAUCCAAUGACUUUACAGCAGCCUCAAACUAUGCCUCACCCACAGGCUUUACAGCAAAGGAACAUGGCUCAUUCACAAGCUAUGCAGCGUCAGCAGAGUUUGUCCCAGGUUCAGAAUUCACAACAAAGAUUGACUCAUCCACAAGGCAUACAGAGGCAGCAGGGUCUGCCUCACACCCAGGCGCAGCAGCAGCAGCAGCAGCAGAAGAGCCAGUCUUGUCCACCAGUCGUACCACAGCAGCAUCUUUCUCAUCUGCAGACACUAAAGCAUCAGACGGCUCCUCCGCAAGCUUUACUUACACAACAAGGAGUGACUCAGGAUCAGCGGCACAUGUCUGAUGGAGCUCAGCUUCCGAGCCUGCAGCACAACCAGGGGCUGGUUGUCUCACAGCCCCUUCCCCAAGCUGUGGGUACAGGACCUUCUACCAUGCCUAAUAGCCUCCAGCAGCCCCCACUGGGGGCAUACGGGCCCCGGAAGCUCCCUGACGCAGAUGCCCCACCAAAUGUAACUGUAUCUACCUCCACCAUCCCACUGUCCAUGGCAGCCAGCCUGCAUCAGAACCGGCCAAGUGACCUGAGCAGCAUUGUGCACCAAAUCAACCAGUUGUGCCAGGCACGGGCGGGUAUGGGCACCACCUCAGUCUGUGAGGGCCAGAUCGCAAACCCCAGCCCCAUCAGCCGCAACCUUCUGAUCAACGCCAGCUCAAGGGUAUCCUGUCACCACCCGGCUCUGGGCUCUGUGCCUAGCUGCCUCAUGGUGGGACCCCAAGACAAAGUAACAGCUCACACUCCCAAUGCUGCUCUCCAUUCACAGCCCAAUAUAGCUGCUACUAAUAGUAUGCCUGCCUUUCACGCAGACCCAGAGAAGGUACAACUGCAGCAGCAUCAGCAGCUGCAGCACCAUUUACAUCAGCAGAAACAACAGCAGCAGUUGCAGCAGCAACAUUUACACCAACUACAGCAGCUGCAGCUGCAGCAGCAGCAGCGCUCCUGGGCGCAGCAUCAGAUGGCCCACAUGCAGCAGCCCCCUGAGGGGGCCCAUCCCUGCAAGAACCCGAGGAUGGAGCCUCCCACUGAGUGUGCUUUCCCCUCUCGAAACCUCAACUAUUCCCACAAGCUACCCAACACUGCACAGUCCUUUCCUCUAAAACACCCUGCAGAAAAACCACAACCUUCAUCCCCUGUUAACUGCCCAGUAGGUUCUAUGCCUUAUAUUAAUGGCCACUACAUGCAGCCACGGUGGGGCAGCAUGCCAGCUACAGCAGGUAACAAUGGAUCCGGCCCUCAGGACCUCCCAGUGGCUUUCCAGGGAGGGCAGGCUGCUGCCUCCACAGACCGCAUCCUAGGGGCAAAGUACAGGCCAGGGAAGGAGGGUCCUCCCGGCCAGUCCAAGUUGAUGCAGAAUGUGGAUUUCUUAGGAGGGGAAUUCCAGAUGCCCAGUUUUCAGGAGCAGAACAUGGAUCAUGUGAUGGAGAAGAUGCACAGGUCAGCCAUGGGCCAAGUUCAGGAUCCCAACAAUGGGGGGGGUGCUCAUGCUCAUCACCCAGGCUAUCAUUAAAGCGUGCGCUUAUCCCCCCUUGGUGUGUUCUUGGGUUUUUCUCAACAGCUACUUUCAGCUUCUGUUGUUUGUUCUUUAAGAUCUUGCAAGUGAUCAAUUAAAUGUUAAAGCUUCAGAGCUUGAUUUGUAGAGCCACCAGGUUGUGAUGUUUCAAAGUAUUCCUCAGGUCUUAAGCCAUGUCGUACCUUUGUUGCAGAUGAAGGGUUUUUGAGAUUGUUGUCCACAGUAGAAUUCCUCUUUUCAUCACUGGCAUGGAUGUGCUGCUCUUUGUUCAUGUAUAUAUGGUGUUUUUAAAAUAUUAAUUUGCAGCUGAGAAUAUGCUUGCCAUAAGAUUGUCACAGUGCUUUUCCUAGGUUGACAUGGAACAACUCGACUUUUUUCAGCAUUUGUGGCCUUACACCUGCCCAAAGGCAAGAAUUAGGAUGUCCUUGUGUAAUGUUUUUAUUUGCAAUUAUUUAUCCACUUAACAGGUGUGUGUGUGUGUGUGUGUGUGUGAUCCAUUUAAAUACGAAGGUUACAUGUAUAUGCAAUUAUUAAGACUGUUGCUGAGGUUUUUCUCCCUGGUGCUCUCCCCCAUAGUUGAGUAGUACACUUGUUAAUAGGUGAGAGCCACAACUCCUUUCAGGACGACAACAUGGCUUCUGAGCUGCACUGUGAGGGGUCCACGUAGUUUGUGCAUGUUUCCAUGGGUGACCACAGUGUGCAGAAACGGCUAACUAUCACUGUUAGAGAGACGGUUAGCUCAAAAAUCAAAUAAACAUAAUGUUCCUCUUAAGUGCUAUUUAUCAAUCUAGAUUGUUUUGGUGUUAGUUUCCAAAUUGUUGCUGGGUGGCUGAAUGGGGGGGGGGGGGGUUGAGUACGAGCCUCUCAUCCACGAGUAGAUGCACGCUUCCCUCUGUGCUGUGAUACGGUUUGCGGAUGUAGUUUGGUAAAGAGUCCCUAUAUGAAACUGCACCACAAGGUCUCUGGAUUAUCUAGAGUCAUGAUUUCUGGAAAGGGACAUGGCUGUUUUUUUUGGGCGUUUUGAGCACCACAAGCCGUCUAGUUCCAUUAUAUUGAAGGACUCUGCAACUCGUACAAAACAAUCUAGAUUGAUAAAUAGCCCUACAGGUAAGGGCAAACCUAUGUAUGUUUUAUUUUGGGAUGAACUCUUAAAAAAAUAAGACAAAGCCAUCACUAGUUGCGUUCUCCAUUUAGUUUCUCUUAUGCUUGGAAAGUCUAAAGUGCCCUCUUGUGUGUAAUAUUUCAUGAAUUGCUUUUGAAGUACUUAUUUUAUUACAGUUUUUGUCGUGUUUCUGUAGAUGGUCCUACUUGAACUGUAGAAAUUACUUUUUUAAAUGUUAUGCCUAACAUUUGGCAAAAGGAGCAGAAACUCCAUUAGCCCCUAUUUGUCAAUAGCUAAUGUGAAACAGAAUGGCAUCCCAUUAAUAUUAAAAUGGUGUAUGUAUGUGAAAAGAGAAUUGAUCACUUGCAAGCAUGCAAGUACUUCAAAUCCUCCAACACAUUUCCUCACCACUUUACUACUGUAAUACAAGUGAACUGAUGUGGUGUGGACAUUAUCUGUGUUGCUUGUGGUGGGCCGUUCAUCUACUAAUCACUGGCCUUACCCUGUGUUGUAUUUCUGCUACCUAUAAAGAAAAAAAGUAAGAACAUUUAAUGCAGGUUAUGUUUCGCUAGAUGUGUCUAGCAUGAAGCUCUGGACCCAUAUCCUCUAGUCCUUUUUCGGGUUGAUGUUGUAUGGGCAUAUGUUGCUCUGCUAGCCGCAAGCCUUCUGGAAAAGCCUUAAAUGUCAUGGUAGUUAUCCUCUAAUACGAACCUUAACUGACUUCCUUUGCCAGGAUCCCGACUUAAUUACGGCUUCAUUAUGGAAGCCUGUUUCCACCAGUUUAAAAAAAAAAAGAAAAAAAAAAAAAAAGUUAAACUUGGUGAUGAAAAGAAUAAAAACCAAUCCUG
Messenger RNA from Cottoperca gobio, 4254 nucleotides. Its product is annotated as protein FAM222B-like. The record is from RefSeq and is a predicted model, not a curated record. Bases 214 to 2301 code for a protein of 695 amino acids. The transcript has 3 exons. Lineage: Eukaryota; Metazoa; Chordata; Actinopteri; Perciformes; Bovichtidae.